AUUAUGCAAUCAGUAGAAAAGGAGGAGGUGGUGGUCACAGGAAGAGGAAGAAGAGGAAACUGAUGACGGGUGGUGGUUGUCAUGGCAGCGAGAAAUGUUUGUGGAAGUGAGGAAGUAGAGACUCCUCCAACUCCGUCACGUGCUCCAGCAUGAGUGGAAGACGUGGCCUGGUGGAGGAUGAGGCGGAGGAGGUGGAUGGAGGGCCUGGGUUAGCAUACAUGCCCUUUGUGGUGAUGGACGACUUGCUGGACAAACUGAAGCUGCUAAAUUAUGACAAGGAGUUCAUCAUUGAGCACAAGAUGAAGCCACUCAACAGGCACUAUUUUGCAAUCCCGACCAACCCUGGGGAGCAGUUCUACCUCUUCACCUCCCUGGCAGCCUGGCUUAUCUGUAAGGCAGGCAGACAGAUGGAGCCCCCACAGGAAUAUGAUGACCCAAACUCCACUGUAUCAAGCAUUUUGGAUCAUCUUAGGCAGUUGGGGGUGACAGUCGACUUCCCCCCCAGCAAACUGAAGGCAGGCUGUGGGGAACAUGCAAUAUUUGUGUUGGACAGACUGGCAGAUUUUGCUCUCAAGAACUCAAACUUUGUGUGGAAAAAGCCAACGUACCCAGUGGAGGAUACAGGUGGUGAUGGUGGUGAAGUGGAAGAUGAAUCUGAGCUAACACUGGACAAGGUGGAGGAGGAGAUGAUGGCGGAGUAUGAGGAGCAAGAGGAAGAGGAGGAAGAGAACAUCUUGCACAUGAACGACCUCAAGGAUUUAAAUAAACAGAAGGAGGGGGAGGCAUGGCCAGAGGAGAUCCUUCAUUCCACCACCACACAGGAGGAGUGGAAGUUGGAACUGGAGAGAGUCCUGCCUCAGCUCAAGGUCACUAUAAGGUCAGACACACGUGACUGGCGUUCUCAUAUUGAGCAGAUGCACGAGCACCGAGAGAAGAUCAAUGAGACACUUACCUUCACGGACAAGCAGCUGGACAGCCUGCACUCAGAGAUCACCCGCAGCCUGGAGAAGAUUGGCUCCCGGGAGAAGUACCUCAACAGUCAGCUGGAGCCACUACUGCUGGAGUACAGGAACCUGCAGAAUGUGGCAGCAGAGAGCCGAGAACAGUACAGACAGGCCUCAGGGAAGCUGGUGGAGAAGUCACAUGAACUGGCCCAGAUUUCAGAUGAACUGGAUCGAGUGAAGCAUGAGAUGGAGGAGAGAGGGUCCAGCAUGACAGACGGAACGCCCCUGGUCAACGUGCGCAAGGCCCUGACCAGAGUGCGUCAGGAGAUCACCGCCAUGGACGUGAGGAUUGGGGUGGUGGAACAGAAGCUCCUGCAGGCCAAACUGAAAGAUAAGUCGAACCUCCAGCGGGACAUGAACGCCCCUGUCUACAACAACAUGGACAUGGGACUCUUCUGAAGGAUGCUGUGUGGUGGGCGCGACCUUGUAGGAUGCUUCACUAUAGAAUUUUUUGGAAGGAUAUGAAUGGGACUCUAUGCACUAAUAGUCUUUUGUAAACAGGUCACUUCUGAAGGUCAUUCCAUACACACAACAUGCUCAUGUGGUCACCUACAGGGCUGUUACAUAAAUUAUACGCGUUAGUAACAUUAUUAUUAUUAUUAUUAUUAUUAUUAUUAUUAUUAUUAUUAUUAUUACAUGUAUGUAUCACAUCCCCAUAAAUAUAAACCAUGAUUACCU
Molecule: messenger RNA, 1682 nt
Organism: Scylla paramamosain (green mud crab)
Lineage: Eukaryota; Metazoa; Arthropoda; Malacostraca; Decapoda; Portunidae
Gene: IFT57
Product: intraflagellar transport protein 57 homolog
Exons: 9
Coding region: 150-1403 (417 amino acids)
Biological process (GO): non-motile cilium assembly; intraciliary transport
Cellular component (GO): centrosome; Golgi apparatus; cilium
Source: RefSeq, a predicted model, not a curated record